AUGAACUACACUAUCAUAUGUUUGCAAGAUGAUGGUUUAGAUCCCUUCCACUAUAUUUUCAUACCAGGAAUGUUCAAUGACUCACUAUACAAAAGUAGUAGAGCAGAACUUAAGCUUAUGACAAAUAUGGAUGAAUAUCUAAUGAUAGAAAAUGCAAAUAAUCCACAACAUUCAGACUAUGAGUCCAGUGCAAUGACCCAAUACAUGCCUACAGAAAUUUUAGGUAAAGUAACACCAGAGAAAAUACCAGAUAUUCAAAGCAUAGUGUCAGAUGCAGAAAUAGGCUAUACACUAGAAGUUGAUCUAGAAAUCCCAGUGCACUUGCACGAUUUCUUUACAGAUUAUCCAUUAGCAUCUGAAAAGCAGAUAGUUUCAGAAAACUGGCUUAGUCUAUAUGACAAAAGAUUAGUGAAAGAUAAAGAAGUUGGAAAUGAAAAAUAUGUGUCUGGAGAGAAGCUAUCUCUAUGGAUGAAAGAUUAUAUUGAGAAAAAUAUUUGCAAGCGUAAAAUUGCUAAAGCUAAUGGGGAUGAGUUUGGGGUCAUGUAUUAUAAG
Funneliformis mosseae is the source of this 552-nucleotide messenger RNA. The record is from the annotation of a GenBank genome assembly. Lineage: Eukaryota; Fungi; Glomeromycota; Glomeromycetes; Glomerales; Glomeraceae.